Molecule: messenger RNA, 231 nt
Organism: Anthostomella pinea
Lineage: Eukaryota; Fungi; Ascomycota; Sordariomycetes; Xylariales; Xylariaceae
Source: the annotation of a GenBank genome assembly
AUGGCCGGCUUCACAUUCACCACCUCCAGCCCUAGCAUCAUGAACUUCGGCCGCAGCGGCUACAACAAGGACGGCGACAACGAGGACGACGGCAUGCGCCUCAACUUCGGCCGCUCAGGCUACAACAAGGACGGCGACAACGAGGAUGACGGCUUUCGCCUCUCCGGCCGCUCAGGCUACAACAAGGACGGCGAUGACGAGACCGACAAGGGCCGCAGCGGCUACAACUGA